Messenger RNA from Lobosporangium transversale, 1153 nucleotides. RefSeq lists its product as hypothetical. The record is from RefSeq and is a predicted model, not a curated record. The transcript is spliced from 6 exons. NCBI's taxonomy places the organism in Eukaryota, Fungi, Mortierellomycota, Mortierellomycetes, Mortierellales, Mortierellaceae. The coding region runs from base 27 to 1127 and encodes 366 amino acids.
UUAAUGUCGAGAAAACAAACGAAGAUAUGAGCGACAUUGAGUUUUUUUUGCGGGAGAACAAAAAAGUGAAAAAAUACUCAGACUUUCCUACGUCCUCCUGGUCACCCAGGUAUGUGUAUCUGUCUGAACACGCCCUAGUUGACGUCCUCUGGGCGAACGAAGAUACCAAGCAGCUGCUGGAGCGUAUUCUGCCUCUCGACAAUCCUUCCAAGACUGCAAUGUUUGAGUGCGAUCGCAUGAUUCUUGGAUAUCGAGACAAAGUAUCCCUGCAGUCACAGGACAAAGAUCUAACUCGGUUCAAACUCAAAGGAACGAUUUCUACCAACGGUCUAGUUCUGAAUCUACUUGCCUAUGACACAACCCAGACGAAGAAACAGCAGCAGUCUGACGUAGAUGAAGAAGACCCCAGCCAAGAACUGGAGCUUUCUCAGGGAUUUCUCAGCACGACGUGUUCAAAGGCAGCCGGGCGGUGCCCAUCCGCAAACACCACAACUAUCGUCGGAUGCGAUCCUGGUAUUGUUAACGCCUUUACGUUUUCCUCCCUGUAUCCUCACAACCCUAACUUGCGGCAAACGGUAAGGAAGCGUGAAAAAGGAAUGAUUGAGGUUGAGAGCGCCAUCCCUGUGUUUGGAAGGGAUACGUACAAUGAGUACUUUCAAUGGAUGAACGAGGAGUCCCAGACACAGAUAGGAUCAAAGAAUUUGGAUGCUCAACGAGCUACGUUCGACUACGUGGUACAGCGAGUGUUGAAGAUGCUCGGGGAAAAAGGAGUACUUGUCGUCGGCCUAGGGUCCUUUGAAAGUAGUAAAGGAGUUCCCAGCAAGCACACUGCUAUAACGAGACAUCUUGUCACACAGGUCAAAGCACGAGGACACUUCGCUGUAGGAGUGCACGAAUUUUACACCAGCGCCCGCUGUCCCCGACCCCUCUGUGAUAGCUUUUUAGAGACGGUGUAUCCUCGCUCUAAAUAUUGCCGGACAUGUAAGGUAUUCUUCGACCGUGACGCAGUAGGGGCGGAAAACAUCGCAAAAAUCGGUCUUGCUCAAAUUGAGAGGCAAGAGAGGCCUGCAAAGUACAAGCCCACGGAAGAGUCGCCUGCUCCGGCUGCAAAGCGCGCACGACGCUAGACACAAGUAUUUGGGUGCCGGCACAC